CUGAUAACCUCUCACAAUGGGAGCUGUGGUAAUUGAUGAUGGUCCUUCUGGAGUUAAAGCCCCCGAUGGCGGCUGGGGCUGGGCUGUUCUCUUUGGAUGCUUUAUCAUCACUGGAUUCUCCUACGCUUUCCCUAAGGCCAUGAGUGUCUUCUUUAAGGAGCUUAUCCGUGAAUUUGGUGUUGGAUACAGUGACACAGCAUGGAUCUCCUCCAUUCUGUUGGCUAUGCUUUAUGGAACAGGUCCCCUGUGUAGUGUGUGUGUGAACCGGUUUGGUUGCCGUCCUGUUAUGCUGGUUGGAGGCCUCUUUGCUUCAGCGGGGAUGAUAACUGCAUCCUUCUGCACCAGCAUCAUCCAGGUCUAUGUUACAGCUGGAGUCAUUACUGGUUUGGGUCUCGCACUCAACUUUCAGCCUUCACUAAUCAUGCUAAAUCGUUACUUUGACAAACGUCGCCCUUUGGCCAAUGGGCUGGCUGCAGCUGGAAGCCCUGUUUUACUUUGUGCUCUUUCACCAUUGGGGCAGGUACUGCAACAUGAAUAUGGAUGGAGAGGGGGAUUUCUUAUCCUGGGUGGGAUACUUUUGAACUGCUGUGUUUGUGGAGCUCUGAUGAGACCUCUGGAACCUCCUAAGAAAACUGAAGAUUCCAAAGCCGUCUCCGAGAAAAAAAUCAAGAAAAAACUACUGGAUUUCAGUGUUUUUAAAGAUCGAGGCUUCCUAAUCUACACAGUGGCUGCCUCCAUUAUGGUACUGGGCUUGUUUGUUCCACCAGUUUUUGUGGUGAGCUAUGCUAAGGAUCUGAAAUAUGAAGACACCAAAGCAGCUUUUCUUUUGACCAUCCUUGGAUUCAUUGAUAUCUUUGCUCGACCAAUUUGUGGAAUAGUGGCUGGCUUGGAAUGGGUUAGGCCCCGCUGUGUCUACUUCUUUAGUUUUGCUAUGAUAUUUAAUGGCGUCACUGAUCUAAUAGGAUCAAUGUCCUACAAUUAUGCUGGGCUAGUGGUCUUCUGCAUUUUCUUUGGCAUUUCAUAUGGAAUGGUUGGCGCUCUUCAGUUUGAAGUACUCAUGGCUAUUGUUGGUACACAGAAGUUUUCCAGUGCUAUUGGCUUGGUUCUUCUGGUUGAGGCAAUGGCUGUUCUAAUUGGACCACCUUCAGCAGGUAAAAUCUUGGAUGUGACCCAUAAAUAUAUGUAUGUUUUUAUUAUUGCUGGUACCGAAGUCGUUACCUCAUCUCUCGUGCUGGCUGUAGGAAAUGCUUGUUGCAUUAAGAAAAAACCAGCGCAUUCACAAGAAAAGGAGGCAGCGGAAAGAGAGGAGUUAAACAAACUGCCUGAAGACUCCAAGGUGGACUCUAUUGAGGUGGAACAGUUUUUGAAAAAGGAACCUGAAAAAAAUGGGGAAGUUGUCACUAAUCCAGAAACGUGUGUGUGAGUGUGACAAGGAUGAAUGGCAUAUAUUUAGGAAAUCCAAGUAACUUUAACACUCUUAUUUUAGAAAUAGGGCUAGCUUAGGGCUGGGCCAUCUGUUUGCCAAACUGGAGGCCAACUUCUUCACUCUUUGGAAGCUGAUUAAAAAUAAAAAAAAUCCCUCCCACUUAAAACAGGAUUGAUCUUCAAGUUAAGCUGCUUGGGUAUAACUACUGUUGUAAACUAAACAAAUGGCCUCCUAAACACACAUAGAGGACCCCCCCCCCCAUAGGCAUCACCAGAAAAACUCUCACUUGGAUGAAAAUGUAUUUUAACUAGAGAGGAAUUAUACAUAAAGUUUCCUGUAACACAGUUGAAAUAGCUGUCUGUUUUUGUGUGUGUGGAGCACCUUAAUGACUAUGUCUGCUUUAGAAGGACUGGCUUAGCAAGAAAAAAUCUCAGGGACUUGGUAGUCUCCAGUAGGUUUUUAAGGCAUACUUUCCCAAAUAUUUUUAGUUCUUUUGGCUCAGCCCUAAUCUAAUUUUGAUAACAUGUACAAUUUUAAAUGACUUUCAGUUUGUCAAUGUAUUUUUAUGAAUUUUUGUUUUACUUGUUUUUACUGGAAAUAUGAUAUAUGUACCAAGAAAGGCACUGAGAUUCUUCCUGGGAAACCUCAUAGUUGCUGUUCCCAAAUAGUGUGAAAAACAAAAGGAAAUUUGUUUAUAAUCCUAAAAGGCCUGCUGAACAAGC
Heteronotia binoei (common prickly gecko) is the source of this 2148-nucleotide messenger RNA. RefSeq names its product solute carrier family 16 member 3 (gene SLC16A3). The transcript has 4 exons. Gene Ontology annotation, molecular function: monocarboxylic acid transmembrane transporter activity. Bases 17 to 1423 code for a protein of 468 amino acids. Lineage: Eukaryota; Metazoa; Chordata; Lepidosauria; Squamata; Gekkonidae. Gene Ontology annotation, biological process: transmembrane transport; monocarboxylic acid transport. The record is from RefSeq and is a predicted model, not a curated record. Gene Ontology annotation, cellular component: membrane.